Molecule: messenger RNA, 2367 nt
Organism: Akanthomyces muscarius
Lineage: Eukaryota; Fungi; Ascomycota; Sordariomycetes; Hypocreales; Cordycipitaceae
Exons: 10
Coding region: 1-2367 (788 amino acids)
Biological process (GO): carbohydrate metabolic process
Molecular function (GO): alpha-L-fucosidase activity
Source: RefSeq, a predicted model, not a curated record
AUGAAGCCAUUGACUCAGUCCACCCUGCUGGCAGCUGGCUUAGUCCAGCAUCCAGUCGUCGCAAGAAAGCUCUGGACUGGCUCCGCAGCUGAUCUGAAUAAUAUUGUACAGACAGCCUAUACCAUUGGCAACGGAAGACAAGCCGGAUUGCCGAUUGGUAUUCCCGGCAGCGAUGUCGUGCCCAUCAAUCACGAUAGUUUGUGGCGCGGAGGCCCUUUCACUAGCUCAACAUACAAUGGCGGAAACCCAAAUGAGUCAGUAGCUCACUUUUUCCCCGGUAUACAAGAGAACAUCUUCAAAAAUGGCACUGGAGACGAGAGUCCUCUGCUUGGAAACAUGGACGACUACGGUUCCUAUGAACUCAUGGCCAAUCUCACUGUGUCCAUUGCCGGAAUUAAAGACUAUUCAAGCUACCGUCGGACGCUGGACUUGGAGACGGCCGUGCAUACGGUGUCGUACACUGCCAACGGCGCCAACUUCAACACGACGCAGUUCUGUUCGUAUCCGGACCAAGUAUGCGUCUAUCAUAUCAGGUCAAACAAAGCACUGCCAGAAGUGACCGCCGCCAUUACCGACACAUACCGCACACGCCCCAAAUCUGCCGUCACUUGCUCCGCCAACGGCACUCACCUAAGCGGACGCACUGAAGCAAACCAGGGCCAAGGCGACAUUGGCAUGAAGUUUGACGCACUCCUCAGCGUCGUAGGUCGUGGCAACUUCUCGCAGACAUGCGGUGACACUGGCCAAAUUGUCAUUCCCGGGGGCAGCACCAACUCGCUGACAUUCGUGCUCGCCUCUGGCACCGAAUACGACCCAAAGAAGGGAACUGCCGAGCACAAGUACUCGUUUCGCGGCGUGGACCCGUACCCGGCCGUUGAGGAAACCGUCUCCAAGCUGCGCAGCAAGUGCUACAGCGACAUCCUCGCCCGGCACGCCAAGGACUUUAGCAGCCUGUUCAACCGCUUUACGCUGGAUCUGCCUGACCCCAACAACUCGGCCAGCGUGGACACGGCCAAGCUUCUGGCAGAGUAUACGAGAGCCAACGGCGACCCAUACGUUGAUGGUCUGGUGAUUGACUACGGAAAGUACUUGUUUAUUUCUUCGUCGCGCCCGGGAAGCCUGCCACCUAAUCUGCAAGGGAAAUGGGCGCCCGACGUGAACCCGCCGUGGAGCUCCGACUACCACAUCGACAUUAAUGUACAAAUGAAUAAUUGGCUGACGGAGCAAAUGGGCCUUGGCGACAUCACAGACCCGUUGUUCGAGUUCAUCGCUGACACCUGGGUUCCGCGAGGUACCGAGUCGGCGCGCCUGAUCUACAACGCCACCGGAUGGGUUGCCUUUACCAAUUUGAACAUUUUCGGUCAUACAGGCCAAGGAGACGACGCGUCGUGGGCAAAUGUCUACCACGACCCAGCUUGGAUGAUGGCUACUGUCUGGGACCAUUUCGACUACACUCGUGACUCGCAGUGGUAUAAAACCGUAGGCUAUCCCAUGAUCAAGGGCAUCGCGGCUUUCUGGCUCGACGUGCUCGUUGAAGACAAGUACUUCAACGAUGGCACAUUGGUUGCCAACCCAUGCAACUCUCCCGAACACGGACCGACCACUUUCGGUUGCGCUCAAUUCCAACAGGUAGUGUGGGAGGUUUUUGACCAUGUCAUCCGAGACUGGGAUGCUUCUGGUGAUGCCGAUCAAGACUUUCUUCAGCGUGUCAAAAAAUCGUUUGACACUCUUGAUGACGGCGUUCACAUAGGCAGCUGGGGCCAGAUUCAGGAAUGGAAAAUGGACAUGGACGUGAAAGGAGACAAGCAUCGCCAUCUUUCCCACCUCAACGGCUGGUAUCCUGGCUACGCCAUCUCCGGCAAGUACGUCGGCAACAAGACCAUCCACGAUGCCGUCGUCACAUCGCUGCUCUCCCGCGGCGACGGCACCGAGGACUCCAACACUGGGUGGGAAAAGACCUGGCGUGCUUCGUGCUGGGCGCGCGCCGGCGACGUCGACCACGCGUAUGACGAGUUCAAGUACACCAUUGCCGAGAACUUUGCCCCCAAUGUCCUGUCGGUGUACGAGCCGCCUGGCAAGGUCUUCCAGAUUGACGCCAACUUUGGCCAGUCCGCGGCGGGCCUUGCCAUGCUCAUCACGGAUAUCCCGCAGCUGGCGGGUGACUCGAGCACCCACUCAGUCAUACUGGGUCCGGCAAUCCCCAAGCAGUGGGCGGGCGGCCAAGUAAAGGGUCUCCGACUACGGGGGGGCGGCUCUGUCGACUUUUCAUGGAGCGACGACAGCGUCGUCGAUCGAGUCACGGUCCAUAACAGAUCUUUGCCCAUCAAGAUUGCGAACAAGGAUGGGAAGAUCCUUUAUGGUUCAUGA